CUGUUUAAAUUGGGGGAAGUGUUGAGCGAACGCCAGAGCUUUUAUACUUCAGAGGUUUUGCCGUGUGCCAGUUAGAGUUGCAGCAAACACGGCGGAUAGAGUUUUGGCAGACGAGAGGGUGACGAUGCGCUCUCUGCUGCUGCUGUGUCAGAGUGCAGCCCUGCUGGGUGUGCUGUGGGCCUCCCACUCCACUCUCUUGGUGGAGGGCGACAAAAAUGCCUCCAGGAUCUGCAAACCCGCGCCGCGCUGGGAGAUAAAGGGCCGCUCGCCGGCGCAGGAGCUGCUCGGAAAUGUGGUGGUGGUGGCUCUGCUGAAGGCCAGCUGACACUUCUGUCUGGUUCAGGCGUCCCGUAUCGGACGCCUGCGCACCAAACUGAGGCGCAGCAACGUAACCGACGUGUCCUUCCUGAUCGUCAAUGAGCAAAAUGCCGUAUCCAGAGCCCUGUACUGGGAGCUGAAGAAAAGAGCUCCCACUGGUGUCCCAGUGUAUCAGCAGGACGCUAAUCAGACCGACGUGUGGGAGGUGCUGGACGGCGACAAAGACGACUUCCUGAUCUACGACAGGUGUGGCCUCCUCACUUUCCACGUCGUGCUGCCGUACAGUUUCAUGCACAACCCGUACGUGGAGGCCGCGAUCAGAGCCACCUACGUGGGAGACAUCUGCAACUGCUCUGCCAUUUCCACGAGGACUCCAGAUACCGUCCAGCCACCGGACGAAGGGGUCGACCCCACCGAGAAGACUCAGCCGAUCCCCCACCACUAUCACCAUCUUUCCAGCUUCUUCCAUCAUCAGCCCGCUCCUCGAAAUAAGACCCAGGACCAAGAUAGGCCCGUAAUAUUCCCAGCUCCGUAUCAUCCGCACCAUGCCCACCAGCACCCCCACCACAAGUAAACCAGUGUUCAUAGGUUUUCAGGGGGGGUUUUUUGUUCUUUUUUAGAAUUGAAGCCCAUUUUUAUUUUAUUUUUCUGAAACGUUUACACAUCCCGCUAUACAAUGUGCCAAACCUGCUUUAAAAAGUGCAGCUUGGUGCUUCUGUAUUUGGAAAAGAGUGGCCAGGACCCUCCGAGUUCUCCCAUUAAUGAAGUCCAGAGUGUAAAGCCUGCCUGCAGGGGGCUGUGGACGGAUGUCCAGGGGGAGAGAAAGGAGAGACUCUGACCGCUGCCGUAUCCAGACAGAAGCAAACGUCGAGGUGCAACGACGCUGCCUGGCUGGUCUCACUCAGUCAGAAUGUCUUUUUAAAGCUGAUUCGCCCCGAUUUGCUUUCUGCUUGAGAAGAUGUGAGGAUUACAAUGUUCAGAGAACAGGAAUAACAUCUUACACACAUGACUUAAUGACUUAUUUUAGAUGCUGUUUAUUGUGCACUUACAAUUUCCUCUUAGAAUCUCUCAUUAUAAAUUAAACUUAUUUUGUUUUUCUCCAGAUUAAGGCGGAACUACAUGGUAGAUUGAGUAAUUAGAAACUGUUGCUUCAUAACGUGAGCUGCAAUAACUCAAAAUGUCCUGUAAUAACGCAUUUCUGUGUAAUUAAUAAAAUAAAAACUCAGAAUCCAA
Xiphophorus maculatus (southern platyfish) is the source of this 1551-nucleotide messenger RNA. It is a transcript of the gene selenop2, whose product is annotated as selenoprotein Pb-like. Lineage: Eukaryota; Metazoa; Chordata; Actinopteri; Cyprinodontiformes; Poeciliidae. The record is from RefSeq and is a predicted model, not a curated record. Gene Ontology annotation, molecular function: selenium binding. Gene Ontology annotation, cellular component: extracellular region. The transcript has 5 exons. Gene Ontology annotation, biological process: selenium compound metabolic process.